This is a messenger RNA of Danio aesculapii, 2225 nucleotides long. Its product is annotated as endothelin-3. Gene Ontology annotation, cellular component: extracellular region. The coding region runs from base 235 to 666 and encodes 143 amino acids. Gene Ontology annotation, molecular function: hormone activity; endothelin B receptor binding. The transcript is spliced from 4 exons. Gene Ontology annotation, biological process: regulation of vasoconstriction; intracellular calcium ion homeostasis; vein smooth muscle contraction. The record is from RefSeq and is a predicted model, not a curated record. NCBI's taxonomy places the organism in Eukaryota, Metazoa, Chordata, Actinopteri, Cypriniformes, Danionidae.
UGUGUGAUGCUGUAGGUGCUCACUAUAAAACCCACAGAGGAAACCAAGAGAAAGCCACUGAUAUAUCAGAUAUAUCUGCAGCAGGCCAGCAACACAGAGGUGCGUCCACGUGGGAACAAGAAAACAAGCUACAGAAUGUUACCUUUGACUGCUGCUGGAUCCCUCUGCACUCCUGCUCAACCCUGGAUUUUACACUGACCGUCUGUUUCACGGAGAUUAUCUGGAAUAACUGUGAUGGCCAAGGUGUCAUUGAUACAUCUGGGAGUUUUGCUUUUUAUUGGACUAACAGUCGCGAUAGCCAACGGAUUUUCCUCGUUUCGUCAAGACGCGCGCACUGGGAAGGAUUUACUCGGAGCCCCAAGCACAAGCGCAGCUCCUCCACAGCAGACUGAGGGUAAAAACGGAGCCUGUUUUCUCUGCCAGCUCCUGAAACCCCACAGGAGAGACAAGAGAUGCACAUGUUACACCUAUAAAGACAAGGAGUGCGUUUACUACUGUCACCUGGACAUCAUCUGGGUCAACACACCUGAACGCACCAUCCCGUACGGCAUGUCGAGUUAUAGAGGCUCCCAGCGGGCCCGGCGUAAUGCAGGAGGUCAGCGCUGCACGUGUGCUUUACACACUGACCAGGACUGCACAUCGUUCUGCAGCAAGAGAUCAACAUGAGCGUCCUCUGGAGCAGAGCUAAACUGAUAUUCACUCAUCUGCGGGACUUUAUUCUUCUAUCAAACACAUGGAGAAUCACCUCCGAGACAAGGUUUACGUCUGUCCUAAAGAAAGGCCUUUACUGAGAAGGAGAAUUAAAGAGCCGAAGGAAGGAACUAAGCGUCUUGAGAAGCACUAAAGCUGUAAUCCUGGACAAAUGACACGAGUAACGCAGCAGUGCAUGAAACUCGGUGACUUCUGUGAUCUGCUACUAUGAUCUGACCACCAAAUCAGACAUGAAUGAAGUUUUAAACCACUGAGACAAUCACUAACAUGCAACAUGUAAAGGGCUUUGUCAUAUUACUACAUUCACAGAAAAGACGUGCUGUACAGCAUCCUUGUUUUGCAACACUGGCUGUUUCUAAAAUACGGUGUUCAGACUUACAGGUUUCUCCAUUUCUGUCAGUUUGUGACACUUCUUGAUUAAUAUUUGACAUGUGCAAAAUGGUCAUGCAUUUCUCAAAACAACAUACACAUAGCAAAACACCAUGGAUGACUUACAAUCAUAGGACAUAUUUAGAAGAAAGAGUCAACAUUAUCCAGGAGACACAAUGAUCUAAAGACUGAAUACUUUUGAGAAAUUCAGUUCUGAUUAGAGAAAUGUACCAAAGCCACUGAGAAAAACCCUGUAGUAGGAUUUUUCUUAAUUUGAUAAAUGAGUUCCACAUAAGCAUGAAUAAUUAUUUUAUUAGAAAAAGACAAAAGGGAAAUUCCUCGCUUAAGCAUAAACAGGAAUCAUGUAUUUUAUGACUAACCAUAAGACCUGUUUUAAAUGCCAUAACAUAUGAAUGAUUUUGAUCUAGAGUAUAUGCAAGAGAGUAUAUAUUUAUUACACUAACCAAACGUUAUAUAAUACAUUCUCCACAGCGCAGACACAAACAUGAUACUUUAUUUCCAACCACUAGAUCAACAAUCAUUUAUUUAUUCAAAGCUUUAACAUUUAUCUGAGUCGUGCAAGAAAUGGACUGAUAUUGGUGAACUGAUAUUGAUUGUGCCUGUUCUCACUUUUCAUGACCAACAUACAGGUCCUGCUGUUCGUUCAUAAAUUAAACCUGUGCUGUUUUUAUAUCCACGGCUUGUCUUCUUGUGGAGCUGCAAACAUUGAACUACUGAAGCAUGUUCAGAUUCUUCUGCAGAGCUAAUUUGAAACUUGUGGCUUAAAUGUAAAAAAUAAUACCAUCUAGCCUCAGGCUAGAUUACGUUCUCUCAUUACUUCGCAAAGGUACGUUUUAUCCUUUCGCAAGGGGGCAGGAAUUGUUUGCUGUCUUGGAAUGUGCCCUCGAUACACCCCUCUAGAUGAGAAAACCCAUGUAAUUUCCCAUGGUGCAUGAUGGGAGAAGCAUGCAGAGAAUGGUAUGUUAAAUACAGGUGUGUGUGUGUGUGUGAGAUGAAGGAAUAUUGUUUUAGAUUGUGUUCAAAAGCUGUCAUAUAUUGUUAAAGUGAGGUUAAAGAAUGAUAUGGCAUUCAUUUCAUUAUAUAUUUAACUCUACUGUUUAACAAAGUGACUUUAAAAUAAGAGU